CCUCAGCCAGUCAGUCUCGCUCCUGCCGCCGUGGUGGCUACACGCGCUCCUCCUCCUGCUGCUGCUGCUGCUCUCGGUGUCACGCUGCGCCUGGCCUGCGAGCCUUCCCUUGGGCCUCGCCGCAGUGAAAGUGCACUUAAUGUCCCUAUUCCUCAUCGCCAUGAUUACCCCAAAUAUGCAAGUGAUGUUGACAGUGACUGGGCGAGUGGAAGAGUGCUGACAACGGUCUAGGAGUAGGAACAGUCAGUCAGUCUUGUGCGUAAACUGGACAGUUAGUUCAAACAGGUGUGAAGCAUCAGCCAAUGUAUCCCAGCUCGGCGGUGAGCCUCACACUCAUCACCUCCUCAUCACCUCACCGGGAUGGUUGACCCGUGUUCAACACCACAGCUGUCAAGCCGCUAAGUGAACAGGUUCAUUCCCCCUCCCCCCCCCCCCCGCCGUGGACGGAACAGGCAGAGAAAGAGAGAGAAUAAAGAGGAAUUUAAUUCCGCAAGAAUAAAGUGGGAGGACAGGAGGCCGGACAGGCCCUAUCCUCGUGCUGUCCUGCUGGAGGAUGGAAGAACACGCUGACGAAGGCGUGGUGAUGGUAGCCGUGGGCGUGGAGGGCGUGGCGGCGUGGGCUGCGGGCGUGGCCUUGACGCUGGCCCUCGUCAUCAUCUUCCUCGUCUCCAGCAUCCUCAAUACAGUCUUCCUCGUCAUCUUCUUCAGGAGACCGGCGCUACGAAGCAUCUCCAACAGGUUCAUCGUGAGCUUGACGGUGUGCAACCUGCUGGCGUCUUGGUUACUGCUGCCUCUGGUGGUGGCCGACACCUUCCUGCCGGUGUGGGAGUCCGUGUCGCUGUGUCGUGCCAUGGACGCCGUGUCCGAGCUGGUGGCGUCGGCGUCCGUGUUCGCUACGCUGCUUAUCGCCGUGGACAGGUUCUGCGCCAUCACCGAUCCCCUUCACUACCACAUGCUGGUGACUCGCCUCAAGAGCGUCGCCAUGAUCGCCGUCGGCUGGCUUGCUGCCACUCUGAUUGCAGUGGCAGCUGCCUUCGGCGACCUCUCUGGCCGAGCAUGGAAUGUGUGCGGGGCCGCCACGCCGAAGGUGAUGCCCAAGACGGAGGGCCCGUGGACAUACCGCUCCUGCUUCGUGCUGGCCAACAUGGUGGUGUCGUUCGUGGUGCCCAUGGUGCUGCUCACCUGGAUCUACGUCCGCAUCUACCACGCUGCUCACCAGAACAGCGAGAGGACCCGUCGCAACUCCCUGUGUGGCUCCUCUCUUGAUGCUGUCGCUCCCUCCAGGGCCCCCUCAAGGACCCCGUCGACCAGAUCCACGUCGUCUCAGAUCGUGACUAACCUCCGCUACCGCAUCAGUAAUGCGUCGCUCUUCCUGCACAAGGAAGAGUCGCGGGCGGCCAAGAUCUCCGUGGUGGUCAUCGUCCUCUUCUUUGCUUGCUGGCUUCCCUACUAUGCGGCCGCGCUGCUUCACACUACACUUUUCCAGGUGUGGAUGCCAGGUGUGGUACAGAGCGUAGUGAUGGUGCUGGCGCUCACCAACUCUGUGGUGUCGCCGUACGUCUACCUGUAUCGCUCCCGCCGGAUCCAGCGCGAGGUGCGCCGCCUGCUGGGUCUGCCCCUCAGCAGCGCCAAGAGCAGCGCGGGGUCCAGUCGGCGCCGCCCCCCGUCGCGCCUGACGCUGGAGAUGAUCCCGCCGUCCCCAACCAUGCCCGACGCCAACUUUAACUCGGCCCUCAACCCCUACCUAGUCAUGUGCAGUGGCCAGAUGGGCUCACGCCGCUCUCCCCUCGCUGCCUUGCUUAAUAAGCUUUUUCGUGCGAAGGGAUUCACUUGGGAGCCUUGGCGCGACUCCAUUACCUCUACUACUUCAUCUUCCACAGCCACGACCUCCAGCUCGGGCUCCUCAGCCUCCUCGGGCGCCACCACCGACGCCUCAACAACUGAGAGUGAGAGCAUGUUACCGUGCCUGGACCUGGAGAAGGCAGAGUCGUGACGGAAUGAGAGGCCAGUCCAAGCGUCUCUCCAUCCCCCACUCCUCCUCCUCCAGCACUACAGAAACACCGUGUACAAGCCUCCUCCUCGCCUCCCACACAGUGUCUCAGGAAGCAGGACUCGCAGCCUCUGCGCCGCAGAUCACAGUUUGGUCUCCAGAGCAAGAACCGCUCGACCAGACACCACCAGUGACAGACGCGCAUCAAGAAGCAGAAGUUUCCGACCGGUCGACACUCGUGUCUGGCCAAACCUGCAUCACACUACCCCAAGCAACUCCCGAGUGGGAAGAAACGUCUCGCAGACACAACCAGACACCACCACCAUCGCCCGCCCACUUAACUCCCUCGCCCAACACAGCAGCUCCAGCAUCCAAGCAACUAAUGCCCAAACCAUUAGCCACCCUACGACUCCCUGGGCAGGAGUCACCCUGAAGUCUUCCAGGGUGGAACACCCUGAGCACCCUGCUCGUCCAACCAAACGUGCGGUCCAACGAGAGGUUGUGGCCAGCUCGCUCGUCCCUGUCCUCAGGCCCAGACUAGUGCUCCUCACCACUUCUACUUUCAUCAGAAACUGACGAGGAGGACGACGACACAACCCCUCCCGGGCCAGAGAUCUGACUAUCCCAGUCACCUUUGAACGUGGAGGAAUACAUUUACCUGCUGUGUGGAUCUUUUAUCGUCGGUUAGCUGAAGAACUGUCCUUUUCCCUAGUGAAGAACAUCCUACAGCCCCAGCAUCAGGGUCUUAACUGGAUGAGGGACAAACCCCCCUUCGCCUGCUAUGAUGGAGAAUUGUCUGCCUUCUCAAGAAAGAGACUUUGAGAGAUGGCAUACACGGAGAUGUCAUAAAUAUGCCAGUCUUGUCUCGCGUGUGGACUGGUUGAAACUGUUGGUGCUUUCUUCAAGUCAUAAGUGUUAGUUAUGUUCAGUGUUAACGGAACUAUACCGGGUAUAACUUUGCUGGGUGAAAACAAUGAUAUUUCGGUGUCAAAUCCAUAUGAAAUUUGUUAUCGACAUUAUGUCCAAUAGCUCUCAUUCCCUAUUAAAAAAAAUGAAUUCUUGAAAACUGCUCAAAAUAUCUAGGAGAGUUGCCCAAAAUACUCAAAAUCUUACUAGAAACUCUCUCAUACCUCAGAAACCACACACAAACUGUUCAGAAACCCACAGGUUACCUCUCAAAAGAUUUAUGCAUUAAUUUAGUGAUUAAGCCUUGGUUUCUUUAAUCAAUUAAAUGUGCUUUGAAACUGGACAUGUGAGAGUUUCUCUCUCUCGUUGUGCCUUGACGUGGCAUCACAAAAUGCUCAAUACUUUUGAAUGAAUAAUUUAUGGUGUUAUUUAUGUGGUCGGUGUGACCUCUUGUGUUACUGAGACGUGCUGGGAGGGAGGUGGUGAAGUUGAUGGCGACACACUCAUCCAAUCACAAACUAUGUGGCGACUGGGCUGGCUGGCUGGCUGGCUGGCUGGCUGGCUGUCUGUCUGGCUGGCUGGCUGGCUGGCUGGCUGUCUGUCUGGCUGGCUGGCUGGCUGUCUGGCUGGCUGUCUGUCUGUCUGGCUGGCUGGCUGGCUGGCUGGCUGUCUGUCUGGCUGGCUGGCUGGCUGGCUGUCUGGCUGGCUGGCUGGCUGGCAUCACUGAAGCAUGCCUUCAAAGGUGUCCAGACAUGGUUGGAAAUAGCAAAACAGUAGAGCAAAAUACCCUUUUGCUCUACGCGAGGUUUCUGUUCUACCACCAAGACUAGUGGGCCAGUAUCUCUGUCGUCGACCAUCAGGGUGGUGGUACAGUCCUACACGCUACAAGAUAUGUGGCCACCAAGUUCGUAUCACUUUUCCCCAUCUGAAGGACAUAUAUAAUGAGCUGUUAUGGCAUCAUUGAUGUUUCUUUUAUGGAAAUGACACUUGCACCUUGCUUCUGGUUGCAAACGACAUUGCUACAAUGUUUCGGUUCCAUCACUUUCCAGUCAAGACCACUGCUCCCCAUCACUCCAGCUCCUCCCCCGGUGACUACAUGGAUGAGUUUUAGGGUAAAAUACAUAAAAUAUUUAGUGCCUUUGUAUUCAUGUAUAGAUAUUUAUGAAAUAUAGUUGCAUAUAAGCAAUAUUUUUGUCUUACCAGUUUUUUUGUGUGUUUGCAUGUGUGUGUGUGUAUGUGUGUGUGUGUGUGUGUGUGUGUGUGUGUGUGUGUGUGUGUGUGUGUGUAAGGAGGUGUGUGUGUGUGUGUGUGUGUGUGUGUGUGUGUGUGUGUGUGUGUGUGUGUGUGUGUGUGUGUGUGUGUGUGUGUGUGUGUGUGUGUGUGUGUGAGUGUGUGUGUCGUUCAAAUACUGAAUACCUCGCUGGUGUGGUUUCUACAAGCCACAUGUAAAGGCUUCCACAAAUCAACUUAAGUUUGUCACAUCUUAUAAGUUUACACAACUUUAAAAAUGUCUGUAAAUGAUAUUGAGAUGUUUGAUCACCAUAAGAAAUGAUGUAGUUUGUACAAGAUGAUCGAUACGGUGGUAUUGUACCACCGAUACCAUUCGUGUGGUAUUGUUUUGAGAGUCUUCUCGUGUAUCUGAUCUCCACAAAUUGGCUUAAGCUUGUUUAAGUCGACUUUUGUGGUUUCAACUCCAUGUGUCUGGGGUUUCUACCUAGUUUUUCACCUCAUCCCUUAAUCAAAUAGAAAAUGGAACAAGACCUCUACUUGGAAUAUCUAGAUUUAAUGGCGUAAAACUCAGUCUUAAACGUCCGUGAUUUAGAGACACAAGUACCUUGCCUAGUCCUGCUUCCCCAUACUCCAUUACACUGCCAUUGUUUAUAAGCGUAAUACCACGUGGGUUUGUUUACAAACACAAUGUCACGUGCCUUUUUGUGUACAAACAUGACGCCACGUGCCUUUGUUUACAAACGUGGCAUCACGUUUCUAAGUAUGAAAGUCACGUGGCGCCACGAGCAAAACCAAACAAGUUACCUGUCUUGAUUCAUUCACAAGUCAUAAUACCAGUGAAUGAAUCUUGUUUUAUUUUUAUUUUAUAUUGUAUUUGUUCUAAUUUUGUUUGCUUUCAAGAGAUUGAGUUGAAUGUGUGUGCGUGUGUGUAUAUAUGUAUAUGUGCGUAUAUGUGCGUGUGUGUAUAUAUGUAUAUGUGCGUAUAUGUGCGUGUGUGUAUAUAUGUAUAUGUGCGUGUGUGUAUAUAUGUAUAUGUGCGUGUGUGUAUAUAUGUAUAUGUGCGUAUAUGUGCGUGUGUGUAUAUAUGUAUAUGUGCGUAUGUACCUCGGUUGCUGCCGGUCGAUCUCUUUGAUCCCAAAGUUUUUUCCAUUUGUUUAAUAAAGUGCUUGAUAACG
Molecule: messenger RNA, 5301 nt
Organism: Procambarus clarkii (red swamp crayfish)
Lineage: Eukaryota; Metazoa; Arthropoda; Malacostraca; Decapoda; Cambaridae
Product: probable G-protein coupled receptor No18
Biological process (GO): G protein-coupled receptor signaling pathway
Cellular component (GO): membrane
Molecular function (GO): G protein-coupled receptor activity
Source: RefSeq, a predicted model, not a curated record